Lotus japonicus is the source of this 1563-nucleotide messenger RNA. Its product is annotated as growth-regulating factor 5-like. Gene Ontology annotation, molecular function: ATP binding. Gene Ontology annotation, biological process: DNA-templated transcription; developmental process; regulation of DNA-templated transcription. Gene Ontology annotation, cellular component: nucleus. Bases 323 to 1342 code for a protein of 339 amino acids. NCBI's taxonomy places the organism in Eukaryota, Viridiplantae, Streptophyta, Magnoliopsida, Fabales, Fabaceae. The record is from RefSeq and is a predicted model, not a curated record. The transcript has 4 exons.
GUUUAUGGAUUUCUGCAAAGAUGUCAGAAACAACAAAGGCAUCAGCAGCAGCAGACUAAAAAACAGAAGCAACAGAGGUGCAGUCAUUAUAAGAGCAGCAGACUCACUCACUCACCCAUCCAGCACAUAGAAAAAUUAAGUGAGCAGGUGGCAGAAAGCAAGCAAGGAGGAGCAUCAUCAUAGCCAUUAGUAUUAUCCAUGCACAGUAGAAGCAUCUACAAAACCAUUUAAGCAAAACACAAACACCUCCUCACCUUCACUCUUGAACCCAAAAAAUAAAACCUUCAAAAAACUAUCAGAGAAAGAACCCUUUUGUCUCAAAAUGAUGAGUACUGCUAGUGCAAGAAAUAGGUCCCCUUUCACACCAACUCAGUGGCAAGAACUUGAACAACAAGCUCUUGUUUUUAAAUACAUGGUUACAGGAACACCAAUCCCACCAGAUCUCAUCUUCUCCAUUAAAAGAAGUCUAGACUCUUCAGUAUCUUCAAGACUCUUCCCACAUCAUCCCAUUGGGUGGGGAUGUUUUGAAAUGGGUUUUGGCAGAAAAGUAGACCCAGAGCCAGGAAGGUGCAGAAGAACAGAUGGCAAGAAAUGGAGAUGCUCAAAGGAAGCAUAUGCAGACUCCAAGUACUGCGAAAGACACAUGCACAGAGGCAGAAACCGUUCAAGAAAGCCUGUGGAAGUUUCUUCAACACCUUUAACAACCACCACCGCCACAAACACACCAUCUUAUACUAAUAGAAACCUUUCCCUCAGCAACAACAACAACAUGACUUCACCAUCUUCUUUCCCUUUCUCUCCACUGCCCUCAUCUAUUGAGUCCCAGAACUUUUCCCAGUCUUACCAAAACCCUUCUCUAAACCCCUUCUUUUACUCCCAAUCAGCUUCUUCUAGAACCCCUGAUUCUGAUUUUUCAACUCAAGAUGCCACUACCCACCAGCUGUUUAUGGAUUCUGCCUCUUAUUCUCAAGAUGAAAAGGAUUUUAGGAAUGUUCAUGGAAUGAGGGAGGGUGUGGAUGAGAGAGCUUUCUUCCCAGAAGCUUCAGGGUCUGCUGCUAGUGCUAGGAGCUACCCUGACUCAUAUCAGCAACUAUCAAUGGGUUCCUAUAAGUCUUAUUCAAACUCCCAGUUUCAGAAUAUCAAUGAUAACCCAAGACAAGAGGAGCAGCACUUGUUUGUUUUGGGUACUGACUUCAAAUCAACAAGACAAAGUAAAGAGAUCAAAGAAAAUGAGACAACAACACAGAAACCCCUUCACCACUUCUUUGAAGAUUGGCCACCAAAGAACACUGAUUCCUGGCUAGACCUUUCUUCCAACUCCAGAAUCCCAACAGAUGAAUAAGGAUUGUUAAUUAUGAGCUGGUGGAUACUGCCAAGGGAGUCUUAUUGCUGAAGAUCAGUGUUGUGUGGCUGGGGUGAUUUUUCUUUUGCAAAAGGUGUGAUCUUAUUGUGUUAAAUGGGGGACCACACUAGGAUUUGCGUCUGCUUUUAUUGAUAUUUUAUUUUAUAUGCUUCUUUCUUCCCCUUGAAGAAAAGUUAAAAAACAUGUCUCAGAUUUUCACA